GAGUCGAUGUACUGGACAAUAUCAAGACAAUAAUAACACUCACACUGGCCGUCAUAGAAUGUCAUAAAGCGUCAUCUUGAAUGGUUGGAGUUAAAUCUACAGCAUUUUGAGUUGUUAAGGUCGGAGAUGCGCUCCCUGCUCUUCCGCCAUUACGGCUUCCUUUGGCCAUAAUCAAAGACGUGAGCGGUCUCAACUCCCCAUAAAUUAAUAUACUAUCGUCCUGGGUUUAUAAAGAGGAUACCGUCUCUUGUGUCCUCCAUCUUCUCUCAGCUACUUUCAACCUCGUCCUACAGUUCUAUCCCUUUGCUCGAUCCACAGCCAGUACGCAAUGUGCCGCCGCCGUCAAAUUAGGAAUGUUUACCUCCGAUGCGACCACGCUAUCACCCUCCCUGAAGAAAUCGUACGACGACUACCAGACGAAAUUAUUUAUCACAAUCUUUACAUCUAAUACCUUUCCUAGAUUCGAUGCGAGGAGGUUAACUGCAGGUUCAGUCUCUUCCAUCCUGCGAGAUGCAAGCCACCGCGUUGUCUGCAUACCUGUUGGCAAUACCUUCGCUUUCCGGAGCAGUACUCGCCCCACAUUAACGGAUAUUGCCCCUCCUGUGACCAGGCGAUGCAAUACUGAGGCUAAGACUACUGAACGAAGAUUUCUGCCAUGUUUACCACUAUUCUUACGUAGGGUGGCAUUGACAGACUCAGAUACUAAACUAGUUCGACUCGAGCCUUGUAGUUAUUUUGACCUAUAAAGUAGUAGAUUUCACGAUUUGAAUUUUAUUCCAAUAAAGUGUUUGAUGAUCCGUGGUCC
Molecule: messenger RNA, 805 nt
Organism: Desarmillaria tabescens
Lineage: Eukaryota; Fungi; Basidiomycota; Agaricomycetes; Agaricales; Physalacriaceae
Exons: 6
Source: RefSeq, a predicted model, not a curated record